Molecule: messenger RNA, 2873 nt
Organism: Lindgomyces ingoldianus
Lineage: Eukaryota; Fungi; Ascomycota; Dothideomycetes; Pleosporales; Lindgomycetaceae
Product: Rad17-domain-containing protein
Exons: 1
Coding region: 111-2735 (874 amino acids)
Biological process (GO): DNA repair; DNA damage checkpoint signaling; mitotic DNA replication checkpoint signaling
Molecular function (GO): chromatin binding
Source: RefSeq, a predicted model, not a curated record
CCUCACUCGAGUACCUGGACCAACCGCCCGCUCCCACGCUCACGUCCAGCAUUGGCCGGAGGGUUCGAGAAUGACCCUUUGCCUCGGAACACAUCCAAAGUUGAGGCGGCAUGGGAAAGCCGCGGGCCACGCGCAAGCAGCCCAUCGUGCUUUCGUCCGACAGCGAUGAAGACGCAUCACACUCGCCGCCCCCUAAGCGUCCGAAGAGGGGCACACUAACAAGCAUAUCCCAGAAUGGGGCACGUGGAGACUCAAAGUCCUCCAAACAGCAGAAACGACGCGCAGCCUCACCGAAACCUCAUAAGCCUCCUGCCAAAUCACCCCAGAAACCAAAGCCCAUCUACAGGCCAAUUACAUCCUUCUUCAGCAAUGUCCCUCCGCCUCAGACAACUCAGCCAACUCCCAGUCCAGAAAAGCUUGCCACGAAUACUCCUCUUGAGGAGGAAGACGAUAUCUUGGACUCUUCCGCAGAUGAGCAUUCCACUAAGACGCAGCCGAGAAAAUCUGAUACCGAAAAUGCGUUAGCGGUCCGAAGAAGGGUGAAUGAAUUGCGCGGUCCGGACAAUGAAGGACCGCCAAAGGGCAGCCAAAAAUUUCUCAGGACAAUGAAUGGGGCACGUACCACUCCUCCAUUGUCGCAGCAUGUGCAGUUAGAGAAUGUAGACAAUAGACCAUGGAAUGAGAAAUACGGCCCCCUAUCUUUGGAUGAGUUGGUAGUUCACAAGAAGAAGGUGGCCGAUGUUCGAGCAUGGCUGUCAGAGGUCUUCGGCGGGGGGCGCAAGAGACUGUUGCUUCUCAAAGGCUCCGCGGGAAGUGGAAAGACUACAACUGUAUCACUACUCUCAAAAGAAAUGGGGUUUGACAUACAUGAGUGGAAGAACCCGGUCAGCUCGACUUCCUCUCCUGAAGGCUUCGUCUCAAUCACCGCACAAUUUGAGGACUUUGUUGGGAGGACUGGCGCAUUUGGAAGCCUUGCAUUCGACGAACCGCUUUCGACUCGUCAGGCCCAACCAACACCCAGUACGACAAAUAGACAAAAGCAGCUGAUUCUGGUAGAAGAGUUCCCUAAUACAUUUCAACGUGCGUCUUCAGCCGUACAGUCAUUUCGGUCAUCCAUACUCAAUUUUCUUGCUGCGAAUACACCGUCCGCCAGUGCGUUCUUCUCUCAGCAGAGGGAUCCGGAAGAAACUAUUACUCCAAUUGUAAUGAUUAUUUCGGAAACUCUUCUCUCUACGAAUACUGCUGCAGCUGACAGCUUUACUGCGCAUCGCCUCCUCGGCCCGGAGAUUCUCACCCAUCCUGGUGUCACCGUUAUCGAAUUUAACCCUAUUGCGCCGACAUUUAUGACCAAAGCGCUGGAGCUUAUUGUGCUGAAAGAGGCACGGAGGAGUGGCCGGAGGAGGACUGCAGGUCCCCAGGUAAUUCAGCGACUUUGCGAGCUUGGAGAUAUUCGUAGUGCGGUCUCCUCUUUGGAAUUUCUUUGCCUCCGAGGCGACGAGGAUGAGGGGUGGGGUGCCAAGGUUAAUUUUACGAAGAGGAAGGGUUCCAAGGAUAUUCCACUGACCAGGAUGGAACAAGAUUCCCUAGAGAUGAUUACACAGCGCGAAAGCACCCUUGGCAUUUUCCAUGCUGUAGGAAGGGUGGUGUACAACAAACGUCUCCCAGAAGACGCGAACUGCAAAUCGAAUCCCCAGCCUCCAAACUGGUUCCCGGAACGACGAAGGCCAAAGCCCUCUGAGGUCCAAGUCGACAUGCUAAUUGACGAACUUGGUACCGAUACACACACGUUCAUUGCUGCACUGCAUGAGAACUACAUUCUCUCGUGCGAAGGCGGCGAUAUUGAGGAAACAAUGGACUCAAUAAAUGGAUGUAUCGACGCUUUGUCUGAUGCAGACCUCCUUUCCACAGACCGUUUCGGCACCUCCGGAAUUCGUUCACGGACGUUCCAGGGAACCGGUGCGGACAAUUUACGCCAAGAAGAAAUGAGCUUUCAAACCAGUGUUCGUGGCUUGCUAUUUAGUCUCCCUUCUCCAGUUAAACGGGUAGCGCCUCCGCUUGGCAUCAUGGGUAUGAAGGGCAAAGCAACUGGGAAGGGAAGUGCACAUGCCAUGUACUAUCCUUCGUCGCUACGGAUAUGGAGGCAGCAGGAAGAGGUCGGUGGACUGCUCGAUAUGUGGAUUUCGCGAGCUCAACGAGGCGAGUUGUUUGCUCCUGGUGUUGGGCCAUCCAAGCAUGCUGAGGCAAGCACUAGUGGUGUGGAUACUUGGAGGAGGGCCGUUGGAUUCUCGCACUCCACAAGGCCAACUCCUACUCCAUCACAAACACAAACUGCGAAACCAGAAACAGAGGAUCAACCUCCUCAAGUUCUCCUCGGGAGCGGCGGCUCAGCCCGCUACGAAAUGCUCCUCGAGCGCCUCCCCUACGUUCCCCUCAUCAUUCGCAAAUCCUCCAUGCCGUCUCCCUCUAUCGCAGCCACCAUCCGCGACAUCCAGAAAAUUACGUCCUUCACUGGGGCCACAGUUGGCGCUUCGACAGACGAAGAUCAGGACGACGAUGACAUAUCAGGUGAGCACGAGCAGUGGGCUACUGAUCGCCCGGGCCCAGAGACGCCGAGGCGAAGGAAAAGGAAGAUUAAGAUUAAGAUUAAGAGUGAUGAGAUAACUAUGGCGUUGCCCGGAAUUGCGGAAAAGGAUGUUGCAAAUUUGGUGCUGAGUGAUGAUGAUAUCGAGGAUUAGGGGUUUGUAUUAUAUGGACUGGACUGGCCUGGUCUGACAUGGUGUUGGGAGUUAUAUGCAAUCAAAUGGGAUACGGAAAGGUGGCCCUGCGAAUGAUCUUAUGGGAUAGGAGGGGCUCUCCGAGUUGAUAUUGCUUUG